Molecule: messenger RNA, 6519 nt
Organism: Macrosteles quadrilineatus (aster leafhopper)
Lineage: Eukaryota; Metazoa; Arthropoda; Insecta; Hemiptera; Cicadellidae
Exons: 27
Coding region: 128-4477 (1449 amino acids)
Cellular component (GO): membrane
Source: RefSeq, a predicted model, not a curated record
CGACAAUCAAACCGAGUGUGCCAUCAAACCGCGUACCUCGUAUCAUGUGAUAGUGACCGCGACCGCGUACUGUGAAACAUCGUGUGCUGUACUUUGUUUUGGAUUAUUUUAACCUUCAACUUUUUCAAUGAUGGUCCUGGGACCAGCGGACUCUACGUGGCCGCCCUGCCGUAGAAGGAGUCCUCCACGACCACCGCCCCCACACACACGAAAGCGGUGGCGGAGACGGAAGGAGAGGCACUGUUGGUGGAGAGCGUCGCAAGACUCAUCCUCCAGCUCGGAGGACGAGCCUACGCACCCCUCGUACAGCUAUCACUCAGACACAGAAACCAACAUGCCGUGUGGGUUUGAAAACUCAGCGAUGAAGUCGAGUUUCUCGCUGUCCUCGCUGCAGCCCUCUAGCACCAAUCUAGAGAGUCCAGAGCACGCGAGGGUGGUGGAGCGACCCUACAACUCCCUCAGGAAAACCUGCAGAAGAGAAAGAGAUGCUGAGAAAGAUUCCUGGAGAAGAUCCUGGGACAGGAGAGAAGUAACGAAUGAUCAAUUCUGGAACGCUCUUGAAGAACCAAACUACCUCUACUUAAUGGAUUGUAAUUUAAUAGAUAGUUGUAAGGAGGUGAGGAACGAUCUUCACUACAGCUGUUCACCGUCUCACGACUGGAGCUUUGACCAGUUCUGCGCUCAGUUUACAGAACUCGACCAAUGGCUCACAAGUAUCCAGGAGACUAUAUACAACAAGGAGGAGAACGUCACCGAUAGAAACUUAAGACUGAGUCACAUAGAAGAGAUGCACCACAAAACGUACAAGCGGAAAGUGUUCAACAACCAAGGUGGCCGGCUGGCAGCCAAGUUCCCUGGAAUGAAAGAUGAGGUCAAACGACGCAUGACUCAUCUGAACCGCAAGUGGGAACGGCUGGAGCAGACGGUUACGCCAAGGAAACACUCACGAGUCGAUACCUCUCACCUCGAACAUCUCCCAGAUGUGGAACACCUUCUGAACUGCCUUAGGAAAUGGUUAAGGCUAACAGAGAGAAAACUGCAGCCAAUCAACUUCAGAGUGACCUGGACGCUAGCAGAACUAGAAGCUAAGGCCAAAGAACACCAGGGUAUCCAACGUCAGGUGGAGUUUCUGGGCAGGUCUGUCAGCUCGGUGUUGAAGCAGUGCGAUCUGCUGGUGCAGGCGGAGGCCGAGAAGUCGAGAGAGGCGGAGCCCCCAGACACCCAGGGGCGACGACGAGGUCGCUUGGACGCCGCUCAGGCAGUGAGGACAGCCAAGGAUCUGCAGAGACGCUGGCAGCACCUGACCAUCAGGAGUCUAGAGUGGCAGUGUCACAUUGACAACCAGACCAAGCGUGCCGAGGACAAGGAGCCUGAAGUCGCCUCUCCCUUAGACAGUGACGAAGGAGAGCCUGUUCACAAACACCCUAGACUUGGCAGCAGCCCUUGGCAUUCGUCCUACGAUCAGGAUGAUGAUGGUGACUAUUUAAUGGAACAGAGCUCGUGCUCAACGAACGACAUGGUUGGCCCCCAGAGCGAACUCGCCUCCUUACCCCCCACCUUCCCUACCGCAACCUCCCCUACACUCCUCGUCCGCUCUGGGACCACGGAAGAAGACUUGCUCAACGACAACUACACUUUGUACGAUCGACGGCAAGGCGUCAGCGUACCACUUGACGCCGCCAGGAAACUCUUCUCCGAUGAAAGUUCAAUAUUCACAAGUGAACCUACCUCUUUGGGGAAAAAUUCGUCAGACCGGCCUGCACAGAACUGCGCGACCUUCUACUUCAAACAUUGCGACACAGAGUCGGAGCAGGAGGACAGGGGCAGAGAGAGGGAGACAGAGGAGACGGAGCCAGUAGCGAUGGACACGGACAACAACAAGGAAGACUCGUCGGAGGAGGAGUGGACGUACAAGUGUGGCGAAGACUCUGCCUUCACACACUCUACAGAGACACUGGCCUCCGCACCCAGGUCUACUAAGCCAGAGUCUCAGCCACUGCCCAAGCCUCAGCUGCAGAAGCUCAUAGAAGGGGCUGUAGAGAUUGUCCACUCCUCCCCCUCCCGUCCCCGCACCUUCCCUCCUCUUAUCUUUGAGACUGCUCGGGCCAGGUCCAAAGUCAGCGACUGGAUGAUGAGGGCUUGGGACCCCGAAGACUGCAAGGGAGAGAGCUGUGAUGCCAGUGGAGAGUACACCACUGAGGAAGAGGAGAGACAAUCCUCGGGAGACUUCAACCACUCUGCCUUCCUGCCUUCACACAACAGCACGGAGGUUCUGUCUACUCUGGACACUACUCUGACUGAGAAACAUCUCCCAGUCAGUCCUGUCAAUGUCCCGGAACACUUCAAGAUCUCCCCAGUAGUCCUAAGAGCCAAGAGGAAGGAGGGAACACCCAAGAGGCCGCUCAGUGAGUCGGGACUUCCUCAGAUUGUGAACGGAGAUGAGAAACUGCUUCAGUGUCGUAGUGAGUCUGCGCUUCAUCAGAUAGACCACACACCCACGCAGAGUGUCAAGAUGGAUACGUCAGUACACACGACCUUGUCAUCGUCCACAGUGGAGGAGACUGUUGGAGGUCAGACACAAGAGGGCAGUUGCGGUGGUUACAGUUCCAACUCUCUGCGGCGCAGGAAGAUCAAGAUGCGCAAGCGGAACUUGGGCAAGAAGAGUGAGUCAGGGUCAGACAAUCACGACCCACCGUCCCCACUCAAGUCCCCGCACGCAGUUGCUCGACGUGUUGCGUCUAGUGGCACAGAGACAGAGGAGGACGCGGAGGUAGAGCUGCGUAACCGCAUUGCACGACGCAAGUGCAGCACAACUCCCAACUUCAAGCUAGGUCCUGAGGGUCUGGUCACUGUGUUUUCAACGGCAGAAAAAGCCCUCUCUGCUGAUAGCUCUUUCUCCGAGCAGGCUUGGGACAACUACCAGGAGAAGUACAUGAGUGAAGCGUACAGUGAGGAUGCCCCAGACCAGGAGACUGCUCGCAGACUGCUGGAGUUUGGUGAGGACUAUCGUAACUUUCUGGACAGCCAAUCAGACGGCGGCGCCUCCAGCCUGGGGCUUGGCCGUGGUGGCUACCUGAGACGGAGAAAGUACCUUGCUGUAGAUAGUGACAGUGGAGGCCCAGAGUUACAAAAUCUUAUUGCAACGUCUCUGUCUCAACUCAAACACUCGGAGAUGGCCUGGAGCAAGCUGUCAAAAGCCAACCCUCUCCUGGUCAUGGCUAAGGACUUUGCGGAGAUCAUAUCAAUAUGCAAGGACAAUAUUUCUGCGCUGAAGUGUUUCUUGGACAAAAGUGAACAAGGAAAUGGAUAUAUUGAAGAGUGCCGAGAGAUGAAAGGCAUGAUGGAGCAGUGGCACAACCUGAGGAUGAGGACGGAUGAGCUGGAGAGGAUGAGGUCGCUGCAGAGAGAGAUGGUGGCUCUGAGAGUAGAACUGGCAGACCUUACCUCUAGAGUGGCAGACACUAGGAGCGACACGCUGGAGGACCGAGACCAGCUGGAGCUCAAGAUUGUACAAGUCAAGACUGAGCAAGCCAACCUGAGAGAGCGCAAAGCUCAGCUGGUGGAGGUCAACUCAGCUGUUCACAAGUUCUUCACAGACUCUGCGCAGAGUGAGGCCGGACUUCAAGCUGCUCAGCGGCUCAAGGAGGAUAUCAACGAACUCUACUACGUCUGGGACGAGACCAACAAGAGAGUGUCAGAGCAGCUAGACAGUCUAUCACAGCUGUCAGCUACGUGGCAGACACUAGAGUCUCAACUGACGGAGUUGACAGUAGCUCUGCGCUCGGACCAACAGACUCUGCGCAUGCUGGACUCUGCGUUGCGUGACGGUGUCGGUGUGCAGAACGUGGCCUCCUCAGUCAUCGACGUUGCCAAGGUGCUCAGUGAGAAACAAGACCUCCGCUCACAGCAGAGUCUCUGCGCCCUGAACGCCACCACUCCUGUGAUCCUAGUGUCAGAAGGCUGUCCAGAGUCAGACUCUGGCAUCUCUGACUCAGGUUCGGAGCUGGAGAGUGAGAGAGAGAGAAGACUCAGCGCGCUGCGACGGCUCGCUCACCAACUAGACACUGUAUUGAGUCCCAACAGUCAAGCCAUCAAGGACAUAACCAGAAGGAUAGACGAGGCAGAGACGGAGCUGAGGCUGCUGCAAAACACUUGUAGGAAGCUGAUAGUGAAAGUAGCUCUGAGUGAGGACCAUCAGACAUCCUCUCUGCGCACCUCUACGUCAUCACUGGCUCACAAAAGUGACGACGUAGACUCUGGACCCAUGAGCUUCAUGCCGUCAGACCCGGACAGCGACCCGGACCGAGGCUCGUCCACCCGUGGGUGGCUGUGGCGGGUGUUCCGGGCCAGUGUUCCCUUCCACAUUGCCUUGCUCGUGAUCCUCUGCGUCGGGUACCUUUUAGAGCCCCAGUGCUGUGACCGAAUGCUCAGCAAACCUUUCUUCAGCAUCAAGUAUCCAAACGGAGUCGCAAUGUAAAUACUGGAAGAACUCUACUACUUAAUUGUUUAUUAAUAUUUAUGUGUGAACUUGUGUGAUUCUGUUUAAAAUACCUGGGAUUUGUGCUAAAGUUUUUAAAAGGGAUGAUACAGAAUUUAGUUCUAUUGGCAAAAAAUCACGCUAUAGAAUUGUAUUGUCCUUAUUGGAGAUGAUUACUUGUGCCAAUAUCUGAGAGUAGAGAGGAGGGAAAAAUAUUUUUAUCUUGUAACAAUGUAUAAUGUGUAACAUUUGUAACAACUUACUAGGCAAUGACUAUUGAAUCCUUUUUUUAAAUAUAUUUGUUAUGAUGGGUACAAUUUAAAUAAACGUUACACAAAUUUACUCUCGGUAUUUUAAACAGACCGAAAAGAGAUUUUAUAAUUAUCUUAAUCUAUAAGGAUAAAUUAAUGAUUUAAAUGAAUGCAAUUGUUCGACUUCUGUUAUUGAUUUCGUUCCUAUGUGAUUUUCUCCUAACCAUAAGCAUUUGAACUAUACAUUUUUAUAAAUUAUGUCUUUUACAUGUUAACGAGUAAGGUAGGAAAAUAGACUUUAAACUGAUCGCGAGGUCCUGAUGUUGUAAAUAAGUACAGAUAUUCUAUGAAUAUUUUGUUUCAUUUUAUAUUAAAAAACAUUUUUAUAUUUGCUUCUCCCCUGCGAUUUAUGAUCCUGAAUGUUUGUUGAAAUUACUUUAUAAGUAUUAUAACUUCGCUCUGUGGUAUUUCUUUUAAAGCUACUGUCAUAAUUUUUCCUAAGUAGUUGGGGUUAUGAAAUAAAUCGCUGGUAACAGUCAGCGAUAUAAUGUCAAUAUACAUGUUUAUGAGAGUUGCAUUCAUUUGUAUGUAAACAACUUGAGAGUUGUGUAACAUUCUAACUUGUUUUGUCUUACUUUCAUUAAUGAAAUGUUCUUUUAACAUGUGUUUGAACGAGAUGGUUUAUGUGUAUGGGUUGGCAAGUCUAGGCCUUGUUGGAAAGUUUGUGCCUUGUAUCGUGUCGGAUGUGUUAGGGCUAGAACUGAGUAUCUCAGGGGAAGAUAAAUUAUUUUAAACGAAUGCCUGAUGGAACAUCAGUAUCAAUUAGUGAGAUUCGUAUUGUAAAUGAUUAAACUGUGCCAUUUUGAAAUUUAAUCUUUUGGUUGUAAAAUAAUCUAUCUUCACUCUUGGCGUAGUUGUGUAUUAGGUUAGAUUUAUCUGUAUGUAGGCUAGCGGCUUGAAGGAUGGUUAUAACAAUCAAACAUUGUAUAUCUGAGUCUUUGUAUUUUUUUACUCUGUGUUUGUGUUUCCAUUGCCUCGUGUUUUAAGCCAAACCAUGAUAACAUUCUCAGUUGUAUUUGGGAAAAGAAUAUUUGUUGUUUUGUUAGAAACAAUACAGAGAAGUCCUCACAAUAAAUAGGGGUUAGCAGGGGCCAACUUCCGGUAAGAUAUAAAACGAAGAAUAAUUUUUACAGUUUUGAGAGAUAACUAAAAUAUUGUUCUUCGCAAUGUAAUGACUGUAGUUACCAGAAUACAAAUUUUUAGAGAAUAAUUUUAAUAAGCAAGAAUACUUUAAAAGUUCUAUGAAAAUCAUUAAAUAAUUUUACUUUAGAUAGAAUAAUUCAAUACGCUAUUGUUUUGUUGAUAACUGUAUUUUAUACGAUAUUGAUUUAAUUUUAUUCAACUCCAUGAGUAAUAUUGUUUUUGUUCCUAUUUUAUUUUACGUUGUUGUUUUGUUAUUUACCUAAAAUAUUUAUAAAAUUUACCUUUAAUUAUUUAGUCAUAGGAUUGUCAACACUCGGUCUUCCCAAAAUUUAAAGGAGACUGUUUUAGACAUUUGUAUGAAAUUGGGAUUUGAAGAGCACAAUUGAAAACGUUCUAGUUUUUUACAUGACGUUUUGCGUAAUAAUAAGUUUUGGUAUUACUUCUAAGCCAACCAACUGCUGCAACAGCAAAAUUACCAAUAGUACAUGAGCAUAACUACUUCAUCUGAGGCUAAUGUUUCUGUACUCAAUAAUUGUUGUGGUAGCCACAUAAUAAAAAAAGAAAAUAAAAAAAUGUGUAAAUAACAAA